AUGCUGGGGUGCGGUUGUGUGCUUCUCUCGUGUCUCCUGAUGGUGACUCUGUUCCACUGCAGCGUAGACAGCCUUCGCCUCACCCAGGAGAGCCCAGAGUACCUGGACCCGGUGGUUCUGGAGGAGUCAGGCCUGCAGCCCCGGUCCAGUGAGCAAAAGGCAGCAGGGGCUUUGACGGCCAAGUUACUACUACUUGACCACCUGGACCGCCUGGAGAACGACGUGAUCGAGACCAAGAUGAAGAGGAGCUUCCCAGGGUCCAACACUCCACUGGACCGCCUCUCCAUCAGCACCAUGGACCCUAAGGGCUCCAAGCAGAGGAAAGUUGUUGAACUGCCACGGAGGCGAGUGAGUGUUCCUAUUGACCGGAUCGGAGUGGGCCGUCUACCUAGCAGCCGAGGGUAG
Salvelinus namaycush (lake trout) is the source of this 405-nucleotide messenger RNA. RefSeq names its product osteocrin (gene ostn). Gene Ontology annotation, molecular function: signaling receptor binding. Bases 1 to 405 code for a protein of 134 amino acids. The transcript is spliced from 3 exons. Lineage: Eukaryota; Metazoa; Chordata; Actinopteri; Salmoniformes; Salmonidae. Gene Ontology annotation, biological process: hormone-mediated signaling pathway. The record is from RefSeq and is a predicted model, not a curated record.